AUGGACUCCAGGGACGGAGACCAUGAUCUCUUAAGGCUGGAAGAUGGCACCGAGACCACUAACGGUGCCGAUGGAGCCGUAGACACAUCGGCUCCAGCCGGAGCCGAUUUGGAAGAAAAAGUCUUGGAAGCAUCGGCUCCAGCCGAAGCCGAUGAAGAAGACUGCGACAUAGCAGUAUCGGCUCCAGCCGGAGCCGAUAGCAAACAGUCGAAGAAAAGUACUGUUAAAGGUCAACUGGUUAGGGGGAGUAGGAUGACAUCAGAUGACGAUGAAUAUUUAAAAGAAGUUCACCUACAAAGAAACAUGUUUUUAGAAAGGGGUUACCCCAUUUAUAUGAUUGACGAAGUAACUCAAGAAGUCACUCUGCAUAGAAGGAAUAGAUUUGCCCCUAUUUUAGGAAGAGAUGAUAUCAAUGUACGAACUGAGGAGAUGAAUAGGAAAGACAAUGAUUAUGAGAAUAUAUUUGUUCUUGACUAUAGUGGGGACACAAAGGUUAUUACAGAAGCAUUGAAAGAAGAAUGGGACAGAUUCAGCAAGCUUUCUGUUCUGAGCCCUUUCCUACCAGUAAAAGCAAAGGUGGGUGACAAUGUAAUUCUGAAAUGCAAGGUUCAAUCUACUGUAUCCCUCGAUGAGCUAGAAGUAGAAUGGAAACAAGAAGAUACCAAUGCACAAGUGCAUCUGUACAAAGAUGGAGAAGACAAUAAUGAAAAUCAAUAUCUUCAUUACUGGGGUCGUACUGGACUAUUUUAUAAAGAACUUUCCAAGGGAAACAUCUCCCUGACUAUCAGAAAUGUUUACACACAUGAUCAAGGACAAUAUCAAUGCAAAGUAAAAUCAAAACUUCAGUCUGGAGUUGCUUUUGUAGAACUACGAGUUACAGGUUCUGAUGGUUCUGUCAAUUCUUUCCCAGAAAAUGAAACAUCUUUGAGAUGGAUAAGCUUAAGACAAGGUACGACAUCUCAGACCAUGGUGCAAGAUAUUUUCCUUGUAGUAGUAAUAUGGCUUUUUCUCAAGUUCCUGGUUAAACAUCUUGGCUAUAAAGGUUUUUCUGCUGCUGUUUUUAUGGGCCUUAUUUUAUCAAAAUCUUCGUUUACUUACCUUACAUUGGGAUUAGCAGAAGGAGAUUUUACAUUCCAGACAAAGGCAGCAAUUUCCAUCAUAAUAUUUAUAAUUCUUUGGUACGUGGAGCAGUGGAGGAAAGGAUCAGGUGACAAGAUGUGUCUGAUCGUGACUUAUUGUAUGGUGCUCUCUCUGAGUCUGUGUCUGAGACACUAGCAUUUAGGACUAGCUUUCGCCAAACAUUCUGAUUCUAAAAUGAUGGCAGCAUGCAUUUCAGAUGAGGACCACAGGAGACAGAGACAAUCAUAAAGGACAGUUAUACAAAUAAAGACAAUAGACUUUUAGAACAUACUGAAGAUGUCUCCUUACUUUUACAAAGUUUUUUAUGCACUAUUAUAACCUUCACAGAUAUCCGAGGAUGUCAUAGGAACUUGAAGACAAAUUCAAACAUAUUUAUGUCAGAUGCCCAAGCAAGAAAAGCACUGUAACACUGGUGAAUGAUAACCCAUAUAUGACUUCAUAAAACUUGAUGAUUUUACUUACCUAUGAACAAUUUUUUCCCCAAGCAUUUGUACUCCUUGUUCUGGCACUGACUUUUGCAUCUCAACCUGGACUAAAAUAAGGCCAGUUUACCAGUGCGCUGUUAACAUAGAAUGAAAAUUCAUGAAUGUGAAGUGUGAUUAUUCUGAAACAGAAUUACAAAGAAUGGAUAGUGAUAACAUGCAUAUUUUUGUAAAAGGCUUAGUAAACAGACUUUAUUUUAACAUUUUUCUUCAUAUCACGUCUUCAUCCAGUCAGGAAACAUGGCUGCACUGAAUCUGAUUAUAAUGUUAAGCAACUUGUCAGAAGCUUUGAACUAUUCUGCAACAGCAUUUGGGGCUCAGCACAAACAGUCGUAUAGAUUUCAACUUCAACAUUUGAACUGGUAUUACAUUUUCUGGGCAUAUGGCAUUUACUGUACUUAGUAAACUGGACAAAUACCAAGAAAUACAUGCAGGAGGACAAAAUGAGCACCAAAUUAAAAUAUGCAUAUACUAUUUGGGUGGGUUUCGAUAUACAUAUGUUAAACACAUUAAGAUUACAAUGCAGAGUUGUUAGUUAAAAAAAUAACAAGAAGGAAUGUAGUAAGCUGAAGAUAAUCCAAAAAUAAACACAAGAUGCUGAGUAAAACACUUUAUAAAACGUGAUAAAAUGCAAAGCUUUCGGGAAGAACCCUUUCUCAAUACUAAAUACAUACAUACAAAAAAGCUCCUGCUUAUAUACAAGCCAAACAAUCACAUGAUCGCAGCCAAGAUCAGGUGACAAAGUUAAAAAAACAUAAUACAGAAAUAUAAAAUACAAAAAAAUCAGAAGAUCAAAAGAUCAAAAUAUAAAACAUGAUUGAUGAACAUAAUUUGGUAGUUAUUUCACAUUACGUUGUAGUUUGACUAGAAUAGGUUUAAUGCUGACGGUAUUAUUAAUACCAGGGGGACAAUCAGCCUCCAAACGUACAAUCCAUUGGUAUUCCUUGGUCUCAAGACAAUUAUUGAUAUCACCACCACGUUUCAAAGGAACUACUGAAUCUAUAAGCCCUGAACCUAAACUCAUGUGCAUUACCAUUGGACUCAAUGUGUUUAAAUAGAGCAUUAUUGGCACAAUGUCUCCUAAUUUCUGACUUGUGUUCAAUAAUCCUAUCUUUGAGUCUACGAGUGGUUUUACCAAUGUAGUAAGAAGAACAGGCAAUGCACGUUGCCAUGUACACUACAUUAGUUGAAAUACAAGUAGCUCUGAGACUAAAUUUAUAUGUACGCUUCGUUUUCGGAUGAAUAUACAUAUCAGUAUUUUUUGUUACUAAAUAUACUAAUUUUUCUUUAAUUAUUAAUAAAUUAAUUAUGAAUUAUUGGAAUUUUAUUAAAAGAGACAUUUUUUCAUUGAAAGAUACAAAAUUGAUUAUAUCAUAUAAAAAAGGUAAAAGUAUUCAAGAUUUCCUAGUGCAUAGUAUCUACAAAAAGCCUUAUACUAGUAGUAUAAAUAAUGUGAAAGUUGUAGGCACUUUCCCUUGUGGAAAAUGCUCUAUCUGCAAACAUACAGUGACAGAGGUAGUUAAAAUAAAUGAAAAAAAUUUUACUACAAGAGCUAAAUAUUCAUGCAUGAGUAAGGGUGUUAUCUAUGCUAUAUUUUGUGACUGUAAAAAAUACUACAUUGGGGAAACUAAGAGAAUGCUAGCAGAAAGAAUUAAAGAACAUGUUAGGGAUGUAAAAAAUAACAAAGUUAAUAGUCCCAUUGCUGAGCAUUUUAAUGCUAUACAUAAUGGCAAUAUAAAUGAUAUAAAAGUUUCAAUAUUGGAACAUGUUCCCCUUUAUUAUAAUAAUUUAGAUGGGCAAAAAAAUACACUAAGACAAAAGGAAUCUAUCUUGAUUAUGAAGUAUGGGACCUUGCAACCAUAUGGUAUGAAUAAAGAAUGUAA
Protopterus annectens (West African lungfish) is the source of this 3505-nucleotide messenger RNA. RefSeq lists its product as uncharacterized. The transcript is spliced from 8 exons. Lineage: Eukaryota; Metazoa; Chordata; Ceratodontiformes; Protopteridae. The coding region runs from base 1 to 1275 and encodes 424 amino acids. The record is from RefSeq and is a predicted model, not a curated record.